Colius striatus (speckled mousebird) is the source of this 4470-nucleotide messenger RNA. RefSeq names its product fatty acyl-CoA reductase 1 (gene FAR1). Lineage: Eukaryota; Metazoa; Chordata; Aves; Coliiformes; Coliidae. Gene Ontology annotation, molecular function: alcohol-forming very long-chain fatty acyl-CoA reductase (NADP+) activity. Gene Ontology annotation, cellular component: peroxisome. The coding region runs from base 195 to 1766 and encodes 523 amino acids. The transcript is spliced from 13 exons. The record is from RefSeq and is a predicted model, not a curated record. Gene Ontology annotation, biological process: long-chain fatty-acyl-CoA metabolic process.
ACGGGAGCGGUUCUUUUAGGACCGCUGUCCAAGCCCCUCACAGCGGCGGGGGACGGCGCGGGGAGUGUGGCGGCCGGGCGGGGCACAGCGCCCAGAGCAGCCGGCUCUUGCUGCGAAGCAGUUCAGGCGUCCCCCAGCUCCGGCCGUUCUGCCACGGGAGUUCCCCUUCCUCAGAAGCAGUGGAGUUGCGGCUAAUGCAAAGGGUCAUAAUGGUUUCCAUCCCCGAAUACUAUGAAGGAAAGAAUGUCCUCCUGACAGGAGCUACAGGCUUCAUGGGAAAAGUGCUUCUGGAAAAGUUGCUCAGAUCUUGUCCUAAAGUGAAGGCAGUAUAUGUAUUGGUAAGACACAAAGCAGGACAGACACCUGAAGCACGAAUAGAAGAAAUUACGAGCUGUAAGCUCUUUGACAGGUUGAGAGACGAGCAACCAGACUUCAGAGAAAAAAUAAUAGUAAUUACAAGUGAACUUACACAGCCAGAACUGGACCUUAAUGAACCAAUUAAGGAAAAACUUAUUGAAUGCAUUAAUAUUAUAUUUCAUUGUGCUGCUACAGUGAGAUUCAAUGAAACAUUAAGAGAUGCUGUUCAGCUCAAUGUGACUGCCACACAAGAGCUCCUCUUCUUGGCACAACGAAUGAAGAAUCUGGAAGUGUUCAUGCAUGUUUCAACUGCCUAUGCAUACUGCAAUCGAAAACAGAUUGAGGAAAUAUUUUAUCCACCUCCUGUUGAUCCCAGGAAACUGAUAGAUUCUCUUGAGUGGAUGGAUGAUGGCCUGGUGAAUGACAUUACUCCUAAACUGAUAGGUGACAGACCUAAUACUUACACAUAUACAAAAGCCUUAGCUGAAUAUAUAGUACAACAAGAAGGUGCAAAAUUAAACACAGCCAUUAUAAGGCCGUCUAUUGUUGGUGCUAGCUGGAAGGAGCCUUUUCCCGGAUGGAUUGAUAACUUCAAUGGACCUAGCGGGCUCUUCAUUGCUGCAGGAAAAGGAAUUCUUCGAACAAUGAGAGCUUCCAACAAUGCAGUAGCAGAUCUUGUUCCAGUAGAUGUUGUUGUCAAUACGACACUGGCUGCUGCCUGGUAUUCUGGAGUUAAUAGGUAUAACAGACCAAGAAAUGUCAUGAUAUAUAACUGUACAACAGGUGGCACCAAUCCUUUCCACUGGGGUGAAGUUGGAUACCACAUUAAUUUGAAUUUCAAGAUAAAUCCGUUAGAAAAUGCAGUAAGGCGCCCUAACUGUAGUUUGCAGUCCAACCCUGUUUUGUUUCAAUAUUGGACUACAGUCAGCCAUACGGUGCCUGCGUAUGUGCAUGAUCUUUUGCUCAGAUUGACAGGUCAUAAACCAUGGAUGAUGAAAACAAUAACACGUCUUCAUAAGGCCAUGAUGUUAUUAGAAUACUUUACAAGCAAUUCUUGGAUCUGGAAUACUGAAAACAUGACUAUGCUGAUGAACCAGCUAAAUCCCGAAGAUAGAAAGACCUUUAAUUUUGAUGUUCGACAACUUCAUUGGGCAGAAUACAUGGAAAACUACUGCAUGGGAACAAAGAAAUAUGUGCUGAAUGAGGAAAUGUCUGGCCUCCCUGCAGCCAGGAAACACUUGAAUAAGUUAAGGAAUAUACGCUAUGGCUUCAAUACAGUUCUCGUGAUCCUCAUCUGGCGUAUCUUCAUUGCAAGAUCACAAAUGGCAAGAAAUAUCUGGUACUUUGUGGUUAGUCUGUGUUACAAGUUCCUCUCCUACUUCAGAGCCUCCAGUACUAUGAGAUACUGAAGAAGAUGAUAAUUUAGCAUUAGGACAUCUAUGCAUAUGGUGGUCUAACUGCACAAAGCCUGUAACAUGUAGUCAUCUCACAUUUUGUAAAAGCAUAAUUUCAUCUUAAGUUGGAGUGUGAAAUACACAGUAUGGUAUAUGUAAUGUUAGCUGUAUAUCUUCCUGGAAACAGAGAAAAUAAAAUGGUCAUGUGCCAGGUUGAAUUGGCAUUAGACGAAGCAUUUAAUUAACUUCAACUCUUUUUGAGCUGGGGAAAACAUUUUAGGCCACUGACCACCGUAACUGUGCAAUUUGAACGUGUUUGAUUUGGAAUCUGCCUUAAUAUGAUUUUUUUCUUGUAAGUUUUACUCCACAUUAAGCAAGAUAAAUACCAGCUUGGUUGUUGCUAGUUGCUGUAGACAUAUUUAUUUUAAGUUCUUCCAAGAUACAAAGGGUUUUGCAAGUUCUAAAGCGUAAAAAUGAUGGUGGAUGUUCUGAAGGAAAUUAUUUGAAGACUUCUGUCUUUACUUUUUGCCACUUCUUCCCUUCUCAUCAAAGUAGAGAUGCAAAAAUAGUGCCUACUUUGCUUCAAAAAGAAAAAAAAAUCCAAACCAGCUUUCCUUAACUACUGAAAGGCCUUUUGUCAUAUCUGGUCUUCAGAAUGCACUUAUUCAUUCCGUUCUGUGCAUGAAACUGGCUGUAUCCAACUUGUGUUUAUGUCAACAUGAACAAUUCUCUGAAAGCAGAAUUGAUCCUAUCAUUGAAUAGACAAAAGGAAAUGUAACCUUGAGGGAGGCAAAAAUAAAGUCAUUGACCAUCCUCUUCUUUUUUAAUUGGAUUUUUGUUGGGAACGUAGAGCCAGCACUUGAUUGUUACACUUCAGACUUCAAAAUGUAAAUGUAUUUGAAAGGAAUUUAUGAUGCUUAGUUUCUGUUUAUGUUACUGGCAAUAGUAGUUGGACAAACUAUAGGCUUUCACUGAGAUAUACCUGAUUUUAAAUUCUAAGCAAAGUUAGCAAAUAUGUCAUGAAUUAAUAAUUUUAAUCUCUGAGAUGUGAAAUCUGAUGUGUGGACAACACCAGUGUGUAAGCACACUUGCUUAUCCCUGCCCCAAUAAAACUUAAUUUAACUGGGCAAGCAGAGCAAGGUGUACCUUGCUUCAAAAUGAAAUUCUUCUGUCCAUCUUUAACGUAAAUAACUAGGUUAAAUCUGAAGAAAUCUGGGGUUUUUUUGCAUGUUACUUUGUUUCAAUAGGUAAAAUAUUUGUAAAAAUAGCACACUGUAAGAAAAGAUUGGGUCUCUGUUUCAGGCAGUACAUGAAGAUCUCUUUAAAUUUUUGUUGCACAGAACUCUGAGAACACUGUAAUGUUCCUCUAAUUGAUGCACUGACCAGCACUCUUGCCCAGUGUUUGUUCAUUAAAGUCAGUUUAUACUGAUGAAUAUAUUCUUGAAUCUGCUUGGAAAGGCAAAUGAUGACUUAAUUACAGAAGAGCUACAUUAUACUUGCCCGUGGUAGUUUUUUGUCCUAUUUUAAGUAUGUAAAGAACUUAUUUUGCUAUUCUUGUGAAAACUCUUACUUUAUAGAGAACACCUUUCGUGCAGGUGUAUAUCUCAUUUUGAAAAGAUAAUGGCUUCCUUGUUGAAGCUGAAUAUUCUGUAGUAAGUAGUUUAAGCUGUAAUUCCUUUUCAAAAUUGCCUGUGUAUAUAUUAAGCUAGUGAUGAAAAGCCUGAAUGGUCUAGGACCACACCUUGUGUGAGAGACCUCUGUGGCUGAAAACAAAUUACAGCUUCUGUGAUUGAAGAUACUACACUUUAACAAAUGCAUUAGGUGUAUGACAUUUUUAGUUGCCUCCCCACUUGUCUUUAGACCUGAAAGUAUGCUUAAGAGUUCCUGCAUUGUAGGCUUUUUUCAGAGGUGCCUACUGUCCAAUGACACCCCUUGUUACAUGUUGGCAUGUGGCUAAAGUUUGUGUAAGAAAAAUACUUCGUAUUCUGAAAGUGAUUCUGUCAAGCAAUUCACUUAAGAAUUUGGUUCUUCAAUACAUGGUAUUUUAAAUGUUUGUUAAUACUGAAAACUAUGAAGCCAGUGAACUGAUUAUUUCUGGUCCAAAACACUGCUUAGAAAUCUAAUCUUUUGAAUAAAUGAUGGAGAAAAAGAUGACUUAGAACAUAAGGCUAUUUAACUUCUUUAAAUAUUUGCCAAUUUAGAAACCCAAAUUCUUUCUCAUCUUUGGAGAUGAUGGAUUCUGUGCACUCAUCAGUCAUCCUAUUUAACUGACAAUAGAUUUAGCGUCAUGUUUAGUUUUGUCACUUCUUAUGGUCAGUCUGUGAGAUUCUACCUGAACCUACUGUGGUUUUUUUCCAUAUCAGAACCUAAUUCUCUUGCAGUUCUUUGUACCAGUGUUUGCACAUAACAGAUGUUGAUGAGAAUAUACCAGAACUCUUAUUUUGAUACAGUAAGCUAGACUCACUGUACUGACUAGUAAGUUCCAGGAGGUAUUCCAGUUGGUUAAAUAGGAAGAGUGGUCAGAAACAACACAAUCACUUAACAGUUAGUGGUAUUUAAAUUUGGGACCAGGAAAAAAAGUUACAUUUUCCUGUAAUGUUUUUCUGAUGUAGGAACAGAUGUUUGGAAGCAAAUGCUAAAUCUGUGACCUUUUAUAAGACAUAAACAGAAAUAUUGGGUGCCUUUGUUUGUAAACCAAAAAUAAACAAAUCCCUUGAAA